Alexandromys fortis (reed vole) is the source of this 2332-nucleotide messenger RNA. RefSeq names its product cactin-like. Lineage: Eukaryota; Metazoa; Chordata; Mammalia; Rodentia; Cricetidae. Gene Ontology annotation, cellular component: cytoplasm; spliceosomal complex. The transcript has a single exon. Gene Ontology annotation, biological process: mRNA cis splicing, via spliceosome; negative regulation of innate immune response. The record is from RefSeq and is a predicted model, not a curated record. Gene Ontology annotation, molecular function: protein binding. The coding region runs from base 110 to 2332 and encodes 740 amino acids.
CCUUGGGGUCUAUAAACUCGCGGGGGAAAAGUAUAGGAUAGAAAGAACAAAGAAAGAAGCUAGAAAGAACACAAAGGAGUAGAAAAUAAAGAAGGUAGCCAUCUGCUAAAUGGGUCGCAACACUCGCUCACGCUCAAGGUCCACAGAGAGCAGGGGUCGGAGACAGCGAAGGCAGAACCAGAGCCACAGCCAGAGCCAUGGACAGAGCAGGAAGUGGCAUCAGGAGUCCGAGGGGAGGCAUAAAGACAGGCGGCACAGCCGGGGGCGCAGGUCAGAUUUAGAGGGAGACCUGCUGCAAAGGUCUGGGAGGCGAAGCAGGAGCCCUCGACCACCCCGGUGGCACUCACAGGACCAGUCCUCAGAGUCUGACUCCGGUGAGGAGCGGGCACGCAGCUCCUGGGCCGCGCAGAGUGGCAGGCGCUCGAGGUCCCCAGGGUCAUGGGCAUCUAGUUCUGAAUCCCCUAGAAGCUCUCCGAGCCCUGGGACAGCUGACCUGGACCCGAGCCAGCCAGGGAACCUGCAGCAGCGGCUGCGGCCCUGUGAGAAGCAGAGGCAGCAAAAAGAGCUGCUCAAGGCCUUCGAGACGCCAGAGGAGAAGCGUGCAAGGCGACUAGCCAAGAAGGAAGCUAAGGAGAACAAGAAGCGAGAGAGGAUGGGCUGGGGUGAGGACUAUGUGGGCUACACCAACGCCGACAACCCCUUUGGAGACAGCAAUCUACUGAGCACCUUCAUCUGGCACAAGGCACUGGAGAAGAAGGGCAUCAGCCACCUGGACGAGAAAGCGCUGAAGGAACGCAACAAGAGGAUCCAGGAGAGCAACCGGCUGGAGCUCCAAAAGGUGAAACAGCUGCGGCUGGAGCACGAGCAUGCGAAGGCCAUGCUGGAGCAGGAGCUGGAGCUGCUGCAGAGGGAGAAAGAUGCCGAGCACUUCAAGACCUGGGAGGAGCAGGAGGACAACUUCCACCUGCAGCAAGCCAAGCUGCGUUCCAAGAUCCGCAUCCGAGCCAGGCGGGCUAAGCCCAUCGACCUGCUGGCCCAGUACAUCAGGGCAGAGGACGAUGACGACCUGGCCGUGGAGGUGCAUGAGCCCUACACCUUCCUCAUUGGCCUCACGGUGGCGGACAUGGAAGACCUGCUGGAGGACAUCCGGGUGUACAUGGACCUGGAGCAAGGUAAGAACGUGGACUUCUGGCGGGACAUGACAAGCAUCACGGAGGAUGAGAUCUCCAAGCUCUGCAAGCUGGAGGCCUCAGGCAAGGGCCAAGGGGAGCGCCGCGAGGGUAUCAAUGCCUCGGUCAGCUCCGAUGUGCAGGCGGUGUUCAAGGGGAAGACAUACAAUCAGCUGCAGGUCAUCUUCCAGGGCAUCCAGGGCAAGAUUCGUGCAGGUGGCCCCAACCUGGACAUGGCCUACUGGGAGAGCGUGCUGCAGCAGCUGCGUGUGCGCAUGGCCAGGGCCAGGCUCCGUGAGCGCCACCAGGACGUUCUGAGGCAAAAGAUGCUCAAGCUGAAACAGGAGCAGGGGGUGGAAAGAAAGACACUGUGCUCCAUCCUCAAGUCCGAACCCAAGGCCAUCCACGGGCCUGGACCCUCGGCGGACCCCGCAGAAGCCAAGGGGGCUCCAGUACCUGGGAAUGGGGAAGCGAAGAAGGACAUGGAGAGCGAGGCGGUGCUGAUGGAGGAGGACCCGAUCCAGGAGAGCCUGGCAGACUACUACGAUGCAGGCCUCUACAGCCCGCGGCUGCUCAUGGCACACGAGCUGCCGCUGGACGCACACGUGCUGGAGCCGCAGGAGGACCUGCAACGCCUGCAGCAUUCGCGCCAGCAGCUCCAGGCCACAGGCGAUGCAAGCGACAGUGCCGAGGACAUGCUGUUCUUGCAGCGCGCGAGAGAGGGCAUGGGGCAGGAUGAGGCGCAGUUCAGCGUGGAGAUGCCGCUGGGCGCGCGCGCCUACCUGUGGGCAGAAAAGUACCGGCCGCGCAAGCCGCGCUUCUUCAACCGCUUGCACACAGGCUUCGAGUGGAACAAGUACAACCAGACGCACUACGACUUCGACAACCCGCCGCCCAAGAUCGUGCAGGGCUACAAGUUCAACAUCUUCUACCCCGACCUCAUCUGCAAGCAAGCCACGCCAGAGUACUUCCUGGAGGCCUGCGCGGACAACCGCGACUUCGCCAUCCUGCGCUUCCAAGGUGGGCCGCCCUACGAGGACAUCGCCUUCAAGAUCGUCAGUGGCGAGUGGGACUACUCGCAGCACCAUGGCUUCCGCUGCCAGUUCGCCAAUGGCAUCUUCCAGCUGUGGUUCCACUUCAAGCGCUACCGCUACCGCCGGUGA